This is a messenger RNA of Aspergillus nidulans FGSC A4, 1086 nucleotides long. RefSeq names its product zinc-dependent alcohol dehydrogenase. Gene Ontology annotation, cellular component: cytoplasm. Gene Ontology annotation, molecular function: zinc ion binding; oxidoreductase activity; alcohol dehydrogenase [NAD(P)+] activity. Bases 1 to 1086 code for a protein of 361 amino acids. NCBI's taxonomy places the organism in Eukaryota, Fungi, Ascomycota, Eurotiomycetes, Eurotiales, Aspergillaceae. The transcript is spliced from 4 exons. The record is from RefSeq and is a predicted model, not a curated record.
AUGGGCUCCAUCACCCCCCUUGAAAUUCCCACCCACUGCAAAGCAGGGGUCAUCUAUAACCCAGGCCCAAAUUUCACCGUCAAAGUCGAGGAUGUCCCAGUCCCGCAACCAGGAGCAGAUGAUAUUUUGAUAAGGCUCAAUGUCACUGGUCUCUGUCAGAGUGAUCUGCACUACAUGCUGGACGACCUCGGUAUCUCAAUGAGCACCUUUGGUGUCAGAAGCCCAGGUCACGAAGGCGCCGGGGUUGUCGUAAAGGUGGGCGAGAAUGUCAAGAACUUCAAAGUCGGCGAUAGGGCCGGUAUCAAACCGAUGAUGGAUACGUGUGGAGCUUGUACUAGUUGCUGGAGCGACAAGGAAACGUACUGUGCGGGGGCCGUGCAUACUGGGUUGAUGGUUCCUGGCACUUACCAGCAGUACGUCGUUUCUCCCGCGCGAUAUGCAACGCCUAUACCUGAGGGGAUCCCUGAUGAGAUCGCUGCGCCAAUUAUGUGCAGUGCGUCAACGAUAUACCGUUCGCUUGUAGAAUCGAGGCUCCAGGCAGGCGAUUGGGCUGUUUUCCCCGGCGGUGGUGGUGGUGUCGGCAUUCAGGGCGUCCAACUGGCAUCGGCUAUGGGCAUGCGCCCCAUUGUCGUUGAUACUGGCGAGGAGAAAAAGAAUCUAGCGCUCAAGAUGGGCGCUGAGGCCUUCAUCGACUUCAAGACCGUCCCUGACGCAGCCGCAGCCGUGGUUGAAAUCGCGGACGGCAUAGGUGGGCACGGUGUUUUCGUCACAGCACAAGCUGCGUACCCCACUGCAUUGGCAUACCUGGGCACCCGCAUUGGCGGGGAUUUGAUGUGUAUUGGCAUUGCGCCGGCCGGAACCAUGAGUAUCCCCGUUGACCCUAACUUGUUGCUCUUCAGGAACACCCGGAUACAAGGGACACUGGUUGGCAGUCGGCAUGAUACGAUCAAGGCGUUGGACUUCGCACGCAGGGGUAAACUAAAGCAGAUCUGUGAGGUUUGGCCGGUAGAGCGCUUGCCUGAGGCUGUUGAUAGACUGAGGAAGGGGCUUGUUGCAGGAAGGAUGGUGGUUGAUUUUAACCAGUAG